AUGUCUAAUAAUACAAUUAGCGUUCAAAGUGUUCAGAAAACUCCCUAUACUCGUCCUCCCAGAAAUCGAAAGUUUGAACCAUGCUACUGUCAGGGUUGCAAAGGAAAAGCAGUAGAUCCUAGAACUAAAGCAUCUCACACCAAGAACAAGACUAAACCUCAACGCAAAACUACCCGUAAUUUUCCUGAAGCACCAGAAAUUCCAUUAGCGCCUCCAAAUCCAGAAAAUGAUUUUAAUUGUAACGAUAUGAGCUAUAACGAAGAACCGCAAGAAGAGAGCUAUCCCUUUUUAGUAAAAAGAGCACCAAUUGCUUCUCAAAAAUACAGAAGGUCUGAAACCUCUCUUCCGGAAAUAAUAAAUAAACUAUUAUCUGAUAAUGGUGACAAUGCAUCUGAAGAAGACAAUGAAAGAAACUUUGAAGAUAUUACUUCAGAAUAUUCAUCAGAUGAUUCAGAAGAAGAUUACCAAGUGAAUUUUGAUGCACCUGAAAUGGAAUUAGGAGAAAGCAAUUAUGGGCAUGCUGAAGGACUAGAUCACCCUUUUUUGUGGAUUGUUGUAUGGAUCUUGAAACGAAAACUUGUUUUCUACAUUUCCUACAUCUCUCUAUAUGGCACAAAAGAAUCUCGGAAUUUGUGCUCAUUUGAUAAAAUAUGCGGCUUGUGA
This is a messenger RNA of Rhizophagus irregularis DAOM 181602=DAOM 197198, 663 nucleotides long. The record is from RefSeq and is a predicted model, not a curated record. Lineage: Eukaryota; Fungi; Glomeromycota; Glomeromycetes; Glomerales; Glomeraceae.